GUCCAACCACUACAGUAAAAGUCAAUAGUGCAACGUUGUUGGUGUUUUUGGUACGAUGUCUGUUCGAAAAUUUUUCCAGUGGACAAGCCACAAUUGUCUUAAGGUUUUCAAAAAUUGGUCGACGUCGAUUCAGAACAGGCGACAGAGGAAAAAAUACACGAGUUACGGAUCGGCGAUAUCCCUGUCGAAUUACGGUUAUAGGGGUAGCAUUUCAACAGAAGUAACCAUCCUGGAGGAUCUGCACCUUUGCUCGUGUCAAGCGAACAACAACGAAGUGAACGAGAACAGGCUCAACGAAUGUAUCGAACAGAGAGGCGACUAUUAGAGUAAUUUCUUUGAAACUUGAUUAUUGCGGUGUAUUAAGGGAUUCGCGAAAUUUCUCGACUUCAACAUCAAAUCAAUCUUGUGCUAUAUUAGCAUUCUGUUUUGAGUUUUAUUAUGUUUAGAUGAAAUUCUGAUUAGAUUUAAGUAUCGAGUAAAAAUAAAUUAUCUCUAGAAAUUGUGAUGAUAGAUAAGGUAGAUUUUGUAUGAGUACUAGAAGUAAAAUUUAAAUUGAUUACAUUUAGAUUUUUA
Molecule: messenger RNA, 573 nt
Organism: Phyllotreta striolata
Lineage: Eukaryota; Metazoa; Arthropoda; Insecta; Coleoptera; Chrysomelidae
Source: the annotation of a GenBank genome assembly